AUGAUUUUGCUCUACGGAGAAACGAGAGGCAAUGCUGCUCGAGCUCUCAAUUUGUACCGGGAGCGGAAUCCUAACCGGAGGCAUCCUGCGAACGGCCGCGUCAUUGUGAACGCUGUGAAACGUGUGCGGGACGACCUGCCCAUAUCCGGCAGAGUGCAGCCGCCACAAGGGCCUGGUGCAGCAUUUAACGUCAGACUGGCACUGGAACGACGGAUUCUUCAGCACUUCCGUGAACGUCCAACUACCAGCACAAGGAGAGCGGUAUUACAACAAUCUGCCGGAGGAAAUAAGAAACGCAACAUGGUUCCAACUCGAUGGAGCCCCUGCUCAUUCCACUGUGGCAAUCCGUGAAAAGUUGUCUGAAUUAUUUGGAGAUCGAUGGAUCGGACGAUUCGGACCUAAGCGAUGGCCACCGAGGUCGCCGGAUUUAACUUGUCUGGACUU
Messenger RNA from Leguminivora glycinivorella, 444 nucleotides. RefSeq lists its product as uncharacterized. The record is from RefSeq and is a predicted model, not a curated record. The transcript has 2 exons. The coding region runs from base 1 to 351 and encodes 116 amino acids. NCBI's taxonomy places the organism in Eukaryota, Metazoa, Arthropoda, Insecta, Lepidoptera, Tortricidae.